Cylicostephanus goldi is the source of this 504-nucleotide messenger RNA. The record is from the annotation of a GenBank genome assembly. Lineage: Eukaryota; Metazoa; Nematoda; Chromadorea; Rhabditida; Strongylidae.
AUGUCUUUUUAUGAGCAAGCAGGCUCUAGCGCUGGAAUUGAUCAUCGACGGAAAUGGGACCAGGAAGAGUUUGCACGAAAGGCUGCUGAGCGGAUAAAAACAGAAAAGAAUGACGAAGCUAUACGCAAUGGUUUGAAGCCUAAAGAUGAGCCGAAGGUGAAAAGAGAAAUGCUGAAGGCGAGAGACUACAAGGUCGAUCUCGAAUCAAAGCUUGGCCGAUCUGUCGUUAUUAACAAGACAACACCAGCUGCUGAAACUGGUGGAUACUACUGUGAUGUUUGCGAUUGUGUUGUCAAGGAUUCUAUCAACUUCCUCGAUCACAUCAAUGGUAAAAAUCAUCAGAGGAACAUGGGUAUGUCGAUGAAGGUCAAGCGAAGUACCUUGGAGGAAGUCAGGGAGCGGUUCAAGCUGAAGAUGGCUGAGAAGGAGCAGGAGAAGAAGCAAAAGAAUAUGGAAGAGAUUUUGGGCGACGUGCACGAGGAGGAAAUAAGGAUGCAUGAUUAC